GAAAAUUGCUUCUCAGAAUCAUGAUCUGAGCUGCAACUAGUAAGCAUCCUCAAAUGAAGACUGACCGGUGUCACCAAAUCUUUCCUGAAAGAAGCCCUAGGGUUACAUCACUGCUCAUUCUUCAGUAUGUUUAAGGGGCUUUUCCUCCAGUGUCCAGUGCAUAUACACACACUUUUGAGAAAUGAGAACAGAUGACUCUGAAGCUAUUGAAGGUGGUUUGAGAUCAUGAGUACAAAGAAACUUUGUUUAGCCAAGUGAAGGUAUCCGAUGUGGUCUGAAAUGCCGAGAAGAAAAUUUAGUUUUUGUCAUAUUUUACGCUUCAGGCACCUCCUCGUGCUGCUACUUAUUUUAGUGGCCUUUUCGGUUCUAAAAAGUAACCAAAAGCUGGACUUCUUGAAUCAGAGACAUCUAGAGCUGACUGGUGAAGAUCCUACCAGUAAUAUUAACUGCUCUAAGAUACUGCAGGGUGAUAUAGAGGAAAUUCAAAAAGUAAAGCUUGAGAUGUUAACUGUGUCAUUUAAGAAACGCCAUAAGUUAACAGCAAGUGAUUAUAUUAAUAUGACAACAGAUUGUGCCUCUUUUACCAAGAUGCGGAAGUAUAUUAUGGAACCACUCAGUAAAGAAGAAGCUGAAUUUCCAAUUGCCUAUUCAAUAGUGGUAUAUCACAAAAUAGACAUGCUUGAUAGACUUCUAAGAUCAAUCUAUGCUCCUCAGAAUUAUUACUGUAUUCAUGUUGACAAAAAGUCUCCAGAAUCUUUUCUAGCAGCAGUUAAGGGAAUUGUGUCCUGUUUCAAUAAUGUCUUUAUUGCCAGCCAAUUGGAGAGUGUAGUGUAUGCUUCAUGGAGCAGGGUACAGGCAGACCUCAACUGCAUGAAAGAUCUCUACAGGAGAAGUACAAACUGGAAAUAUUUGAUAAAUCUUUGUGGUAUGGACUUUCCUAUUAAGACCAACCAGGAAAUGGUGGAGAAAUUGAAAGCCCUAAAGGGUGAAAACAGCUUAGAAACUGAGAAAAUGCCUUCCAGCAAAGAAAUACGAUGGAAAAAACACUAUGAAAUUGUUGAUGGUAAGCUAAAGAACAUGGGAAUAGACAAACAAGCUCCACCUCUUAGUACACCUGUUUUCUCUGGCAGUGCCUAUUUUGUUGCUAGUAGGAGAUUUGUAGAGUAUGUGCUAGAAAACAGCAAAAUCCUUGAAUUUAUUGAAUGGGCUAAAGACACGUAUAGCCCUGAUGAAUACUUGUGGGCUACUAUUCAAAGAAUCCCUGAAGUUCCAGGGGCAGUUUCUUCCAGUGACAAGUAUGACGUUUCUGACAUGAAUGCUCUUGCCAGGUUUGUGAAGUGGCAUUAUUUUGAAGGGGAUGUGUCAAAAGGCCCCUAUCCUCCGUGCAAUGGAAUUCAUGUGCGCUCUGUGUGUGUGUUUGGAGUGGGAGACUUGAACUGGAUGUUAAAGAAACACCAUUUAUUUGCUAACAAGUUUGAUACUGAUGUUGACCCCUUUGCAAUUCAGUGUUUGGAAGAAUAUUUGAGAGAGAAAGCUUUGCAUCAACACAAAAAUUAAAAUGCUAUCUUGUGUUUGGUAUGACAGCUUCACACUGAUAAGGCUGUCAUGCAGAUAAAAUAUUAAGUAUGUAGUGAUGAUUUAUUAGUGUGUUGCACCUUACUCAUCGCCUUGGUAUGAGCAUGAGAAACUCCACUUGGGGUAUAUAUGAUAUGUUCGGUUCAAUUUAGUCUCACUUGACUACCUUUUCCCCACAAAUUUCCAUACCACAUACUCUUAUUAUUGCAAGAGGUCCAGGCCUCAAAAUGCAUAUUUGGGGUCAAGAGAGCUACUCUGGUAAGUCCAGUUAUUCUUGUGUAACAUUUCAAUAGUAGCUUUUCAGGUUUUUUGGUUGUGGUGUUUUUGUUUUUUGAUCUCUGCUACUAUUCAAUUCAAAGCCUUAAAAAACAGAACCCCCGAUCUUGUGUGGCCAUAACUCCAUCCUUUUUCAUAAUCUUCCAUUACUGUUGGGCAUGGGGUGGAGAGGGAGCUAGACUGAGCAAGCAUGUAGCUGCAAAAGGAUCUCAGGAAAUGCAUGUCAGGAAUUCUUUAAAAAACAGUUAAAAGGGAAUUGAUCAAUAUGCCAAAGCUAAGACUUUUGCAGUGGUUCCACAUGUAUUCUGGGAUAAAUACUUCUGAAUCCUCUUUUCUGAAAACUUCGAAUUUAAGUUGAAAUAUUCACCAACCAGCUACAAGGCCUUGUGUUUAAAGUACACUUCUUACAGUAAUGUUUUGUGUGCUUGUUUUAGUUUGUUAAAACUAUUUUAAAGUUGAACAAUUACUUUUUAAUUUCAGAGAUGACAUUUAUAGCUUUAAUCUGCAAUAUCCAUCUUCUCAGGGGAAUUUAUUGUUCUGGGCCUGUUAGGAUAUAAAUGUUGAUAUCAAGUUUAUUUUUGUGCAUAAUGUCACUUCUCUACACUUUGUAAUUUUUUUUUAACUAGUCUAUGAGGAUUGAAUUGAAAUUCUUUUAUGUUGCAACUCUAACCUGCAGAGCUGCUGGGCUCAACUUUCUGAAAGAGUUAACGUACAUCAGUCUACCCACAAGUGUAUCUCAGAACAUUUAAACAUUUACUGGAUAUUCAGACAAAUAAAUUAUUUUUCUAAGUGAAA
Molecule: messenger RNA, 2646 nt
Organism: Dermochelys coriacea (leatherback sea turtle)
Lineage: Eukaryota; Metazoa; Chordata; Testudines; Dermochelyidae
Gene: GCNT1
Product: glucosaminyl (N-acetyl) transferase 1
Cellular component (GO): membrane
Molecular function (GO): beta-1,3-galactosyl-O-glycosyl-glycoprotein beta-1,6-N-acetylglucosaminyltransferase activity
Source: RefSeq, a predicted model, not a curated record